AUGUCGAAUCCGCUCGUUGACAUGCAGAAGCCGGAUGUCAUUUUCUGUAUCGGCACAAACAUGACGGAGUGCCAUCCUGUCGCGGCGACGGGGCUGAAAAAGGCGGUCGCCCGCGGUGCUAAACUCAUCGUCGCGGAUCCGAGGCGUAUUGGUUUAGCGGACAUCUCCGAUCUCUAUCUACCGCUCCGCGUCGGUUCGGACACCGCGCUGCUUCUCGGAAUGGCACACGUGAUUGCCCGUGAAGGUUUGAUCAAUGACGAGUUCAUCAAAAAUCGAACCACUGGGUUUGAUGAAUUCUUUGAACACAUCAGCGAGUGGACACCGGAAUGGGCGGAAGAGAUUACAGGAGUGCCAGCGAAGGAUAUUGAAAAAGCAGCAAUCUGGUAUGGCGCCACGAACAAGGGUGCCAUCUACUACACUUUAGGAAUCACGGAACACAUCUGUGGCGUUGAGAACGUGCAGAGUCUCUGUAAUCUUGCCCUUAUGACCGGUAAUAUCGGGCGCGAGGGGACGGGUAUCAACCCGAUGCGUGGGCAGAACAACAUUCAAGGUGCUGGAGACAGUGGUGCGUUGCCAAACAACUACCCCGGUUUCCAAGCCGUCACGGAUCCAGAACAUCAGGCGAAGUUUAAAGCGGCAUACGGCAGGGAAGUUGACUUGGAGAAAGGCAUCACCAAAGUCACCGCCUUAGAACUCUGCGGCGACAGCAUCCACGCGAUGCUGAUUGACGGUGAAAAUACGUUGCUAUCGGAUCCGGACCGGGAACACUGUGAGCACGCGCUUCGUUCGUUGGAGCAUCUCGUUGUCAUCGACAUCUUCCUUACCGAAACCGCGGAACUCGCUGAUGUCGUGCUACCAGCAACUGCAUGGGGUGAAACGGACGGGGUCUGCGCGAACACAGAACGUCGCGUCCAACGACUGCGCGCCGCAGUCCCGCCAUCCGGUGAGGCAAAACCGGAUUGGUGGAUUAUUGGUCAAAUCGCGCAACGUCUCGGUUUUAAAGGCUUCGAUUAUGACGCGCCGGAACCGAUCUUCAACGAACUCUGCGAGCUUUCACCGAUUUAUGCAGGAUUGGAUUGGGAACGCAUCGACAAAGGCACCACGGACAUCUUAAACAACCAGUGGCCCGUGCCGCACAAAGGACAUCCCGGUACACCGAGAUUACACGAAGAAACGUUCGCGAACGGACGCGGUAUCUUUUCCAAUGUGCAUUACCGAGAUCCCGCUGAGACGAUUAGCAACGAUUUUCCUGUAUGGCUCACAACGGGGAGACGCUUGCAAUCCUAUCACACCCGCACGCAGACAGGCAGAUCACAGGGAAUUGAUUACCUAUUGUCGGAAGAAUCGCUGGAAGUUAAUCCUACUGACAUUGAGAAAUGGAACUUGACGAACGGAGAAUGGUGUAAAAUGAGCAGUGCACGUGGAAGUAUCACUAUCAAAGUGAAAGCGACGAACCGCUCUCCGCGUGGCACAGUCUUCGCGAGUUUCAGCUUCGCAGAUGUCCCCGUCAACCUAUUGACGGGUUCUGGUUAUGAUCCGGUUACCCAUACCGCUGAAUUGAAGGUGUGUCCGGUCCGGUUAGAACCGCUUUAA
Messenger RNA from Geodia barretti, 1593 nucleotides. The record is from the annotation of a GenBank genome assembly. NCBI's taxonomy places the organism in Eukaryota, Metazoa, Porifera, Demospongiae, Tetractinellida, Geodiidae.